Messenger RNA from Ictidomys tridecemlineatus (thirteen-lined ground squirrel), 2614 nucleotides. It is a transcript of the gene Mok, whose product is annotated as MOK protein kinase. The record is from RefSeq and is a predicted model, not a curated record. Gene Ontology annotation, biological process: protein phosphorylation. Lineage: Eukaryota; Metazoa; Chordata; Mammalia; Rodentia; Sciuridae. Gene Ontology annotation, molecular function: ATP binding; protein kinase activity.
GGGGCCACCGCGGAGGUCCCAGCACAGGAUCCCGCCUCAGGGAGAGGAGGGCAGGUGCCGGCCUUCCUGCCCUUGUCUUUUCCGCGCAGGGUCGGCCAGGGGUUGUCGCCGACUCCCGCGCGCAGGAUGAAGAACUAUAAAGCAAUUGGCAAAAUAGGAGAGGGAACAUUUUCUGAAGUCAUGAAGAUGCAGAGCCUGAGAGAUGGAAACUACUAUGCGUGUAAGCAAAUGAAACAGCACUUUGAAAGUAUUGAGCAGGUGAACAACCUACGAGAGGUACAAGCACUGAGGCGUCUGAAUCCACACCCAAACAUUCUUACGUUGCAUGAAGUAGUUUUUGACAGAAAAUCUGGUUCUCUUGCACUUAUAUGUGAACUUAUGGACAUGAAUAUUUAUGAGCUUAUACGAGGAAGAAGACAUCCAUUAUCAGAAAAAAAAAUCAGGCACUAUAUGUAUCAGUUAUGCAGAUCCCUUGAUCACAUGCACAGAAAUGGAAUAUUUCACAGAGAUGUAAAACCAGAAAAUAUACUCAUAAAGCAGGAUGUCCUGAAACUGGGGGACUUUGGGUCCUGCCGGAGUGUCUAUUCCAAGCAGCCGUACACGGAAUACAUCUCCACCCGCUGGUACCGGGCCCCGGAGUGUCUCCUCACUGAUGGCUUCUACACAUACAAGAUGGACCUGUGGAGUGCAGGAUGUGUGUUCUAUGAGAUCGCCAGUCUGCAGCCCCUCUUCCCUGGAGCAAAUGAACUGGACCAGAUCUCAAAAAUCCAUGAUGUCAUUGGCACACCCGCUCAGAAGACCCUCACCAAGUUCAAACAGUCGAGAGCUAUGAGUUUUGAUUUUCCUUUUAAAAAGGGAUCAGGAAUACCUCAACUGACAACCACUUUGUCCCCGCAAUGUCUCUCCCUCCUGCACGCAAUGGUGGCCUAUGACCCUGACGAGCGCAUCGCUGCCCACCAGGCCCUGCUGCAUCCCUACUUCCAGGAGCAGAGGGUGACUGAGAAGCAUGCCCUGGCCAGCCACAGAAGGGCUUUCUUUCCAGAGCACCCCAUGGGGCCCGAACUACUUGGUCUCAACGGGCAGUUCUCAAAGGAGGGCAGAAGGCAGAAACAGCCCCUGAGGCAAGAGGAGGACCACGGCAAGAGACGGGGACCGGCCUGCCUGAUGGAACUGCCCAAAUUGAGGCUUUCGGGAGUGACCAAGCUGUCAUACUCCAGCCCCACACUGCAGUCAGUGUUCAGUUCUGGGACGAACGGAAGAGUCCCCAUGUUGAGACCCUUGAAGUGCUUGGGUGCCAACAAGAAGAUAGACACACAGAAGGACAUCAAGCCUAGCCUGAAACAGUGCCGCCUGCCCACCAUCGACAGGAGAGGCGGAGGGUGCUGAGGCAGCCCGCGCCUCCUCCGAGUAAGAGCAGGCGCCGUGAGGGCAGGCCCAUGCCGCUCCGCGUGGAACGAGGCCCAGAACAUGCCUGGCACCAGCUCCCCGGGACACCUGGUGCCAACAUGCUGCCUGGGCCACCUGCUCUGGGCUGCCAUGUGGCCCCAUGUGCUUGCCCCCAGGGCAGCUGCGCUGCAUGUCCAGUCCAAUGCAUUGGUGACACCUCCUCCAGGGUUUCAUUUCAUUCUCAUGACGUAGGAUGUGGAGAAAAUAUUUUGUAUCUCUUCUGAGUCAAAACAGACGCUCGGUGCCUUCUGUCCUGUAGGGUCAGGCUUGUGGGAGAGGCUCACCGUGGGCCACACCUUGCUGAGCUUUACCAGUGCUACUGGGGGACGUCCCCAGGAUUGUAGUGAUGCCUUACAGACUAUGCUGUUGGAGACCCCUGAAUUUUAUUAAAAAAUAAGCUGUCAUUGCAGUUCCUCAUCUCUGCAGUCUCUGAGUCGGACUCGGGUCCUCAUUAACCACUGCUGCGUCAGCCUCUGCAGGCCAAUCGGGCCACUGACGUUGGGAACACUUUAAUGUGGCUUCUGCUUCACUUGAGAAAAGCACUAAGUAAGGGUCAAAUGGAGUUGAGUCACAGCUGGCGGCCGUGCCACAGUGGGAGCUCAGGCCGCUCUGUCUGCCAAGCCCCAGCCUCGAGUGGCCGUGGGAUUUCGGCUCCAGUGAGUGGUGUCCUCCCGGGCGUGUGGGCAUUGCCAGGUUGCCAGUGGUGCUUUGAGCUUUGUUUCAUGAGGGCCAAGAGGAAGUUGGGCACAAAAAGAAACCCUGGGGCUGGGGCUGAGUGGCAGAGCGCUUGCCUUGCUUGCAUGAGGAUUUGAUGCUCAGCACCGCAUAAAAAUAAAUAGAUGUGUCCAUCCACGACUAAAAUGUAUACGCAUCUAUAAAACCCUCUCCCCGUGGGGGUGGGACAGGAACGUGGCAAGAAGAGGUGGUGCUUUGCGAACUCAGGGUGAGGCACUAGCAGGCUGCUUAGGGGCAGGAGCAGAACCCCGCCAGGCGGUUUCUGUGUGUGGUGCUGAGGGUGGAGUGCAGGGCCUCACUGUGCUAGGCCUGUGCCCCACGAGGAGCUGCACCCCAGCCUCUGCUAAGCCCCUCUGCCUUGAAAUGUAACCUAGUCAUUGAAUGUUCAUUCUAUUUUCUCAAACUCACAAUAUUAAAAGGAAAACUGAAUUUA